Amblyraja radiata (thorny skate) is the source of this 594-nucleotide messenger RNA. RefSeq names its product protein eyes shut homolog. Lineage: Eukaryota; Metazoa; Chordata; Chondrichthyes; Rajiformes; Rajidae. The transcript is spliced from 4 exons. The annotation marks the transcript as partial. The record is from RefSeq and is a predicted model, not a curated record. Gene Ontology annotation, molecular function: calcium ion binding.
UGCAGGUGUCUUUCAGGCUUUGGUGGACAAUUUUGUGAGAAGGAGGCUGAUGAAUGUAGUUCUGGGCCUUGCCUCAACAAUGGAUUCUGCCAGGACUAUGUGAACGGCUAUUCUUGUAUCUGCACACAAGGCUGGAUAGGAUCACACUGCCAAGUGGACAUUGAUGAAUGCCAACCAAAUCCAUGCAUCAAUGGGAUUUGCUUCCAGAAAACUCCCCGGCCUGGCUACACCUGCUUCUGUAACCCGGGAUUUGUGGGAGUAAAUUGUGAGCAAAAUUACAAUGAUUGUUUCAUCUACUCUUGCCCCAUGGGUUUUGAAUGUGUUGACGGCCUUAACAAUGUGAGCUGCAUUCCGGUUUUCACUGCAACUGAGACUACAAACCCUGCUAGAACAACGCCGAUUGCAACACCCCAUGUCAUUCCUACCUUGAUCUCACCAGUGCCCGUCAUGUCAGACAACACCAGCAGUCAGCAUGACAGAGAAUCUGAGAGUAAUUCAUCUGACAAUGGAGAUGAAACCAGUCAGUUGAGCUUAGCGGUGGAGUGCGAGAAAUUGGAGGAUCCUCCCAAGCUGCUGCUGUCAGAUAUAUGCUGA